Molecule: messenger RNA, 1698 nt
Organism: Tarenaya hassleriana
Lineage: Eukaryota; Viridiplantae; Streptophyta; Magnoliopsida; Brassicales; Cleomaceae
Product: long chain acyl-CoA synthetase 4-like
Exons: 15
Coding region: 145-1683 (512 amino acids)
Cellular component (GO): membrane; endoplasmic reticulum
Molecular function (GO): long-chain fatty acid-CoA ligase activity
Source: RefSeq, a predicted model, not a curated record
GAAGCGAUCUGUUGUUUAGGGCCACUGAGCAGCCAAUUGUUGUGCGGUUCUUCAUCUCCCUCCCUUGUUUUUAGCCUCUAUCGCUCCCCGCGGUGGUCCCUUCCUCAGAUCAGGAGAAACAUCUGGUACGGAUCGAGAGAGAUAAUGUCGCAGAAGAAAUUCAUCUUCGAGGUCGAGGAGGGGAAGGCAUCUAGCGAUGGACGACCUUCUGUUGGCCCUACGUACCGCAGUGUCUUUGCCGAGGGAGGAUUUCCCGAGCCGAUCGAAGGAAUGGAGAGUUGCUGGGAUGUUUUCCGCAUGUCUGUUGAGAAAUAUCCAAACAAUCGGAUGCUGGGUUACCGGAAGAUUGUAGACGGGAAGGCGGGAAAGUAUGUGUGGCAGACAUACAAAGAAGUUUAUGAUAUUGUCAUAAAGCUUGGAAAUUCUCUCCGUAGUUGUGGGAUUGAAGAGGGAGGAAAAUGUGGUAUCUAUGGCGCCAAUUGCCCUGAGUGGAUCAUAAGCAUGGAGGCUUGCAAUGCACAUGGUCUCUACUGUGUCCCUCUAUAUGAUACAUUAGGUGCUGGAGCUGUUGAAUUUAUUCUCUGUCAUGCAGAGGUCUCAAUUGCCUUUGUAGAGGAGAAGAAGAUCCCUGAGCUAUUUAAGACUUGCCCAAGCUCCACAAAGUACUUGAAGACUGUUGUGAGUUUUGGCAGUGUCAAACCCGAACAAAGAGCAGAAGCCGAAAAGUUGGGAUUGGUAAUAUAUGCUUGGGAUGAGUUUUUGGAGCUGGCUGAAGGCAAGCAAUAUGAACUUCCGAUAAAAAAGAAAAGUGACAUUUGCACAAUUAUGUAUACUAGUGGUACCACUGGUGACCCAAAGGGAGUGAUGCUUUCGAAUGAAAGCAUUGUCACUCUGAUUGCGGGAGUGGAUCGUCUGCUGGAAAGUGUAAACGAAGCGCUACACGUGGGGGAUGUGUUUCUUUCAUAUCUUCCUCUUGCACAUAUCUUUGAUCGGGUUAUCGAGGAGUGUUUUAUUCAACACGGUGCUUCAAUCGGGUUCUGGCGUGGGGAUGUCAAAUUGUUGAUAGAAGACCUUGGUGAGCUAAAACCAACUGUUUUUUGUGCUGUUCCUCGUGUACUAGAUCGAGUAUACUCAGGUUUGCAGCAGAAACUAUCUGCUGGUAGUUUCUUCAAAAAGAAAAUUUUUGAUGUUGCAUAUUCCUAUAAAUUUGGAAAUAUGAAGAAGGGACAUACUCAUGUGGAGGCUUCCCCCUUUUUUGACAAACUUGUGUUCAAUAAGGUUAAGCAAGGGCUCGGAGGCAAUGUGAGAAUCAUUUUAUCUGGAGCGGCACCUCUUGCCAGUCAUGUAGAAUCAUUUCUCAGAGUGGUUGCGUGCUCUCAUGUUCUACAAGGAUAUGGUCUAACUGAGAGCUGUGCUGGAACUUUUGUCUCGCUGCCAAAUGAAGUGGAAAUGCUCGGCACUGUUGGUCCUCCAGUGCCAAAUGUAGAUGUACGCCUUGAAUCUGUUCCUGAGAUGGAAUAUGACGCUCUAGGAAGCACACCACGUGGUGAAAUCUGCAUUAGGGGAAAAACCUUGUUUACCGGGUACUACAAGCGCGAAGACCUCACCAAUGAGGUUCUCAUCGAUGGAUGGUUGCACACAGGUGUUUUUUUCUUCUCUGAAUCCGUAUUUUUUUUCCUUUAGUUAUGACUGGAUUGU